UGUAGGGUUUGUCGAUGUUCUUCGUCUUCGAUUAGAUUCAUGAGUUUCAAUACAGUUUCCGGUGGGAAUUCGUCGAGCUCAUGGAGCAGUCGACGUCAGUGCGAUGAAUGGGAGAAUAAUCCAAAGUUUUGUGCGUGCGAAGGUAAAAAGUGUAGGGCUUCCUUGAUGACAUCAUGGACAGAUGAUAACCCCGGUAGGAGGUUCUACGGUUGUCGGAAUUGGAAGACAAAAAAUUGUGGUUAUUUUGAUUGGAUGGACGAACCUAUGAGUGAAAGAGCAAAGGAAGUUAUCAAUGACUUGAAAAGGGAGAAUCUCAAGCUCUUGAAGUUCAAGGAAAGCUCAAGGUCAAGCAUUGAUGUGGAUAGUGAAAUUGCUAAGCUUUGGGAUGUUUUGCAAGCUUUGAAAGAAGAAUCAAGGAAGAUAAGGAAGAAAAGUAGAUUUAUGACAUACAUCUUGCUUGGCUCUUGGUUGAUGUUUGUAUAUUUCGCUCUAGCUUAGUUUAGUUUGUCUAUGUAGCUUGAUCUUGCUUGGCUCU
Messenger RNA from Salvia miltiorrhiza (redroot sage), 535 nucleotides. RefSeq lists its product as uncharacterized. Lineage: Eukaryota; Viridiplantae; Streptophyta; Magnoliopsida; Lamiales; Lamiaceae. Gene Ontology annotation, molecular function: zinc ion binding. The transcript is spliced from 2 exons. The record is from RefSeq and is a predicted model, not a curated record. Bases 40 to 498 code for a protein of 152 amino acids.